Molecule: messenger RNA, 1329 nt
Organism: Oreochromis aureus
Lineage: Eukaryota; Metazoa; Chordata; Actinopteri; Cichliformes; Cichlidae
Product: P2Y purinoceptor 14-like
Exons: 3
Coding region: 172-705 (177 amino acids)
Biological process (GO): G protein-coupled receptor signaling pathway
Cellular component (GO): membrane
Molecular function (GO): G protein-coupled purinergic nucleotide receptor activity
Source: RefSeq, a predicted model, not a curated record
AAAAUUGAAAUCAAUCACGAAACAGCCACAGCCAACAGUUGUGAAAUGAAUUGUAUGAACAUGAUAAGACAGUGGAAAAGUAAAGCAAUUUAAAGGGAAAAAAGCUUUUCUUUAAAAUUUUCUCCAAAAACAAAUAUCUGUGGCUGGGACUUUUUUUGCAGCUCCAGAAACAUGGCUGACCUUAAACCCGUGACUUCAUCUGUCAACCGGACGUGUGAUCCGGUUGUCCCAUCGGUCAACCCUUUCUUCAUGCUGGUCUACAGUCUAGUGUUUCUGGUGGGUUUACUCCUCAGUGGCUUCAUCAUAAAGUUUUACUGUUGCCAAGCUCGGCAGCAGGCAUCGAGGAGCUUGAUGGUCUACUUGAAGAACCUGACAGCUGCUGACUUCCUGCUGUGCGUCUCUUUGCCAAUGCGUGUCACUGAUUAUGCCAGCAGGUCUGUCAUCUUUCGGGAGCUCUACUGCAGCUUUGGAGUUACUUCCCUGUAUCUCAACAUGUACGCCAGCAUCAUAUUCACGGGGUACAUCGCUGCCAACAGGUAUCUGACAAUCAUCCAUCCUUCAGGAACUCACAUCCUGCAGACAGUACGGACUGCCCACAUCAUCUCCAUGGUCACCUCAAUGCCCCUCAAUGAUUAUGAACCUGACACACCUGCGAGGUCCCAGAGGCCAAUAAGAGGGCCUGGCAGACCACAGAGAGGGGGAUGAGAGACAGAGCAACAGAGAUGGCAGAGUGAAUGGUGUCAGGGGGCGGCGGCCGCAAGCCGGAGGGGGCUGGUGAAGGUUGGCGUGCAGGACGUGGGAGAGCAUACGAUGCCAGCGAGCAGAGGAGCGGAGGGAGCUGUUCUGCUGCUGGAAUAACUGGAGGUCAGAUCACUCUAUGGUGGAGAAUCAGUGGCAGUGGGACAGCGCUCUACCUCCCACGGCGAGAUGGGCUGGUGCCGAUUGGGGUGCUACAGGAAAGCGGCGGGCAGAGUUAAGAGCUCUGCCCAUCCGGGGUAAGUCUCGCGACUUAUCCCACUAUAACAAACCGUAGCCACUAUAAAGAAUAGUGACUGUCGCUGCCCCUCUCUUCCAGCACCCCGGAGCGGAAACGCUGACAGGACGGCGAGGACGCCGCCGGGUUUUUCCUUGCCCGCUCCGAUUGGCUGGAUUUUAACUUUUAGUGACUUUUAUACCGUGGCGGAUGCCACUGGACUUUAAUGUUUAUGUUUUAUUGAUCUUUAUUGUGUUUUUUCCCUGACCAGGGUUGUUUUAAAUGCUUUUAUUUUUUUUAACUGUUUGUGUGUAAUAAAUUAUAUUUUAGUGAUACAGUUCUUAACUCAGUCCAUU